AUGGGGGCCAGGACACCUUUGCUUUCUGUAUGGGCUUGCACCUUUGCCAAGACAGGGAUUUUAUUCCCAGGAGGCACUCCCCGGCCCAUGGGAUCUCAGCAUUCCAAGCAACACGGGAAACCCGGGCCCCUGAAACAGGGCCAUCGGAGAGACGGGAGAGCAACCAGAAGGAAAUACUGGAAGGAAGGAAGGGAGAUCGCUCGUGUCUUAGAUGAUGAGGGCAGCAACCUGAGGCAGCAGAAGCUUGACCGGCAGCGGGCCCUGCUGGAGCAGAAGCAGAAAAAGAAGCGCCAGGAGCCCCUGAUGGUGCAGGCCAAUGCUGAUGGGCGGCCCCGGAGUCGGCGGGCCCGGCAGUCGGAGGAGCAGGCCCCCCUGGUGGAGUCCUACCUCAGCAGCAGUGGCAGCACCAGCUACCAAGUUCAAGAGGCCGACUCACUCGCCACCGUGCAGCUGGGAGCUGCUCACCCGACAGCACCAGUCACAGCCAAGAGAACCAAGGCAGCAGCUGCAGCGGGGGGCCAGGGUGGGGCCUCUAGGAAGGACAAGAAGGGGAAGCAUAAAGGCACUGGCGGGCCAGCAGAACUGGCAGAAGACAAGUCUGAGGCCCGAGGCCCGGUGCAGAUCCUGACUGUGGGCCAGUCAGACCAUGCCCAGGACGCAGGGGACACGGCAGCUGGUGGGGGCACACGGCCCAGCGGGCAGGAACUCCGAACCGCGAUGCAGAGGAAGGGCAUGUCCAGCAGCAUGAGCUUUGAGGAGGAGGAGGAGGAGGAGGAGAACAGCUCCAGCUCCUCCCAGCUGAACAGCAACACACGCCCCAGCUCCGCCACUAGCAGGAAGUCCAACAGGGAGGCUGCCUCGGCCCCUAGCCCAACAGCCCCAGAGCCAUCAGUGGAUGUCGAGGUUCAGGACCUUGAGGAGUUUGCCCUGAGGCCAGCCCCCCAGGGUAUCACCAUCAAGUGCCGCAUCACGCGGGACAAGAAGGGGAUGGACCGGGGCAUGUACCCCACCUACUUCCUGCACAUGGACCGUGAGGAUGGCAAGAAGGUGUUCCUCCUGGCGGGAAGGAAGAGAAAGAAGAGUAAAACUUCCAAUUACCUCAUCUCUGUGGACCCAACAGACUUGUCACGAGGAGGGGAUAGCUACAUCGGGAAACUGAGGUCCAACCUCAUGGGUACCAAGUUCACGGUUUAUGAUAAUGGAGUCAACCCUCAGAAGGCAUCAUCCUCUACUUUGGAAAGUGGAACCUUGCGUCAGGAAUUGGCAGCUGUUUGCUACGAGACUAAUGUCCUAGGCUUCAAGGGGCCACGGAAGAUGAGUGUGAUUGUCCCGGGCAUGAACAUGGUUCACGAGAGAGUCUCCAUCCGACCCCGCAAUGAGCAUGAGACGCUGCUGGCACGCUGGCAGAAUAAGAACACAGAGAGCAUCAUUGAGCUGCAAAACAAGACACCUGUCUGGAAUGACGACACCCAGUCCUACGUGCUCAACUUCCACGGUCGUGUCACUCAGGCCUCCGUGAAGAACUUCCAGAUCAUCCAUGGCAAUGACCCGGACUACAUCGUGAUGCAGUUUGGCCGGGUAGCAGAGGAUGUGUUCACCAUGGAUUACAACUACCCACUGUGCGCGCUGCAGGCCUUUGCCAUUGCCCUGUCCAGCUUCGACAGCAAGCUGGCCUGCGAGUAGAGGCCUCCUCGUGCCCCUUGGGGUUGCCCAGCCUGGAGUGGAGCCGCUGCCUGCCGUGGAGACAGCCCUGCCUGCUCUCUGUACAUAGGCCUCCUGCCAGAUGAACCUCUGGUUCUCAGUGGGCUCCGUGGCCCAGCCAGCCAGGAUCUGGCUCCUCGGUCCCCUCUGCCAAGGCAGAGGAGUCGGUGGGUGUGUGUGAGGAGGGACCAGAGUGUAUUAUUUGUGAGCCCCAAGGUCAACACACACCCCACUCGGGUGGGUCCUGCUGCUAUGGUGUUUGCCAUGCGGGGAGACCCCUUCAAUCGGGAAGGCAGGAAGUGGUGUAGAGGGAGAGGAAGCACAACGCAGGGCUGAGGCCCCACCUUCCCUGCGGCCCAGGAUUCGGAAGACAAGGGGACCCCACAGCAAGGGGCUCAGUGAGUGUGCGUGUCCGUGGUGGGCGGUGUGGCCACGCGACCCAGCAGAGUGCAUGCUGACCAGGUUGGCCCUUCCAGCUGCAGAAGUUCUCCAACUUCAGAAAACCUUAGCCAAGACUGGGAAAGGUUAUGGGGGGCAGGGGUGGGGGAAGGCGAGUGGAGGACCCUGCCAGGACCGCAGAAGCCUGGCUGUCAGUGACUGUGGGAGCUGGCCGCAGGCUCUGGCUCAGUUGAUGUCUCUAGGUUUUCUCUGUGCUCUCAGGCAGUGGACAGCUGGCCCUUGAGGCCCAGCGUCUGAGAGAACAGAGCCUGCAGGACACAGCCUCCCUCCAUGGGGACUGACCGGGAGCCUGGUUGGCUACCCCUGGAGCGCUCUGCCCAGCAACCCCUGCACAACCCCCAGGAAACAGAUGGGGCCCGGGCCCCCACCCCCAGACUGCACACAGAUCAGUGCGCCGGGCUCCUGUUGGCAAGGCACCUUUCCUGGGCCAUGGCACGCUCCAGGAAGAACUGCUGGUCUCAGGACAGACCGGCUUCAGGUACUCUUUCCAGCCCUUCAGCACCCAGUGUGGCCAGCUGAGGUCGUGGAUGCCGAGGCUUGUGUGUGGUUCUUCUUGGGUGGGAAUAGUACAAGUCGAAGACGGCAGGGAAUAUUUUGGACCCAAGGAGAUCAGAGGUGGCAGGACCCUUAGAGCUCAGCUAGAACCAUCCUGUCACUUCUGGUCGAUCGUGCUUGGAAAGUGUGUCACCUGGUUGGUUUAGUGGCAGAGUUCAGAACCCAGCUCUCUUGGUUUCUUUGUUCCACAGUCUUCCCCGAGAAACAGCUCUCCCUGGCUCUCUGGCCUUCCUGGGACCCAGAUCACAUAUCUUCCUCCUCUCGCCUAUGCCAGAGAAUUAGGACUGUCAGCACUGAUGCAGGAAAUUGAAACCAUUUCCAUGGGAAGCUGGGCAGUUCCCUGCUGAAAAGCUGCCUGGCUUUUUACAGGCCAGUCUGAUCAGCACUGGCUCUUGUCCAAUUCCUCCCUGAGGGCAGGCCCUGCAGGGCGGCUGGCCUGUCUCUGCAGGUGAUGAUGGGGUGGAGUGUCCGGGGCUGGGCCUAUCUCUCCCCCCACCACAUUUCUCCAUAGAGGGCACCAGCUACCCUGCAUGCUUGGAAGCUCCAAGCUCUCGCCUGCUUGUCCCUUACCCCAUCAGAGGCUACUUACCUCGUUGGAGAUCCGUGGGAAGCAGGCAGGCGUUAUUCUUCACUUCUUCACUUCACUGCAGCCUGUUUGGACAGGCUACGUAGGAUUUAAAAAAAAAAAAUAAAAAGCAUAUUUGAAACAUGCUAGUGAGGCUCCGUAAUGGGUGCCGAGGUGGUCUGGGCUUGGGUGGAGGUAGUGUGCUCUCAUUUCCUUGUGAUCUACCUUGAGUGCUUGAAGACAGGCCUACCUAUUCCAGCUCGGACCUGCCAGCACCUCGGGCCUGUGUCUUUGUGAGAAGCCCCUCCAGUGAUCUAGUUUCGUUCACAUGGUGAUCUGGCUUCUAGACAGCUCUAAACUUGGGGACAUUUUGAGGGCACUGGGACUCCACACAGGUGGGUCCAUUUCCCAGUGAACUACUGUGGUGCCCCCUUCCCUUCUAUAGUCCCAGCUUAGCUCUUCCUUCCCUGACUUCAAGAAGACACCUGCUGACACGUGGGGUGAUGGAAACAAGAUUCUCUAAAGGCUGCUCAAGUUGUUUCUCUUCUGUGAACCGGCUGAUCUUGGGUCCUAGUGAGAAGGGGGAUCCAGUGGCAGAGUAGAGAAAUCAGAAGCACAAUGGAAAACUCUUGGCCUCUACUUUCUUCUCGAGUUAUUGGGAGAAGGAUUGGUUGGAACUUUCAGUGAGGUUAGGAACGUGGACUGAGCUUCCCAGCCAAGGCAUGGAGAAAGGUUAGCCUUGGCAUCAAAGCCCCUUUUGGGCAUUGAGUGACAAGCGAAGUCAGCUGAGUCACCUGCUCAAGACUUAGCCUCACGAGGUCUAUUCUUGAAACCCUGUUCCUGUGAUGCUGAUUUCCUCUGACCACUGGCCUCACAGCCAUGGUCCCAAAGACAUAAAGCUGCCAGGGCCCCUGGAGACCACCUGGGCUCAGCCUCUCCCACCCUCCACACAGGUGGCCCUUGGUCAAGCAGAAAACUCGAUGGCGUGAGUAAUCCCUAGGCGUGUUGGGCAGCGGGGGGCUGAGGCAGCUCCUCUGUAACUGCUCCUGGCCCUGUGACUCCUGGAGCCGCCCCCCGAAAUUCUGCACCCUCUGCUCCCAACAACUCUGCAGAGUGGUGAAGUUCACUUCCCCAGUUCUAGCUUUUCUUUCCUUCUGGCUUCAAGGUGCUCUGUGUCUGUCUGUGUGUCUGUCUGUGUCUGUGUGUACUCGGGGAAAAGGGCAAUCUGCAAACAAUCAACUGAGGUUUCUUAAGAUCACAUUAUGAGGACGAGUAGGGAAGGAAUAGGAUGUAGCUAUGAUCACCUGUGGCUUUUGUUCAUUUCACGCCCUUUAACCAGAAAGCAUACCUGGGAAAGUGCCAGCACUUUCUCCCAACAUCUCUGACCAGGAGGACACUGUCCACUGAGUUUUCAGUCCCCACUCUGCAUUCCCUAAAGAAAUCAGUGUGUUGCACAGCAUGCUUUUGGGUGAAUUUGAACAUAUUCUAGUGAAUGUGCCUUAAAAAUCACGACACUAGUUCAGAAGCAGCAUGUAAGGACCACACCCACGCUGAGGACGGGCCGGGAGCCGUGGCAUGUGAUAAACACAGAAGAGAACCAUGGGCGCCCACAUGCAGUGACAAGAAAGGUAACAGAAUGGUAGAAGCAGAAGUCCUUGCUUUCCUCGCAGCGGGCCUGCGGUGACGGAGGAGGCCAGGCUGGCCAUGUCCGUGGCUGUUCUGCAAGCACAAACCCCAUCCUAGGUGGAGGCCCUGGCUUUCCCUUCCUGCGGCAGCACUGGCCUUCCCCUCUAGGAUCGCUCACCUUGGUCAUGACAUCUCUGUGACCUCAGGAUGCCAGGUGGCGCUCAGCACUUUCUUCUUGAUGGCUGUGUGCUUUCUUGGGAUACCCAGCUGGGCGGGCUUGACUCCCUGUACCUGGGUCUGGAGCUGGGACCCUGCACGGCCCUGGGUCCUGGCUGGUAGGCCUGAAGCUGCCUCUAGAACAGGCUGAGGGAAAGGCUCUUGUCCUUCCAUACCUCCAGUUUGCAGUUUUCUGUCAUUUCAGGAUAGCGGGGAAGAGGCAUAGCGGAAAUCCCGGGACGGGUUUGGCUUCCAAAUUUUCCAACCAAGUUGAGAGAGUUAAGUUGGUUUUACAGGAAGCCCUGCCGCAUUCGGCAGCUUCUGAGGUGUUGAGCAAACCAUGUAAUGUCUUUAGGUCUGUUUUCUCAUCUACAAAAUGAGGUUGGACGGUCAAGCUUGUAGCAGGCCUCAGAGUGCAUGAAAGUUGAGCCUUGCUUUCAUCACUCCCUUUCUAGCUCAUCACGGUGCCUUUUUCCUUUCCUCAGACAGACGUCCCGUCACCCUUUCUCCUGCCCCUCCCGGUCCCCCCAUCAAGGUCCAGGCAGAGCUGGAGAGGAGGCUGAGCCCCGGAGUCUCCUUGAGGGUAACUCAGUGACUCAGAAAGGGAAGGCCGAGUCUUGCCUCUUUAAUCCUGCACUUGGUGACGGAGGCGACCUGGUCAGGAUAGACAUGGGCGUUUCUCUCGCGGGGAGCAUCCAGUGAGCCCGUUUCCAUAAUGCCUAGAAUGUGUGUGUCUAUUUGCACAAGAUUGUCUUUUCCUAUUUUGGAGUGGUCAGACAUUUUAUUUUUGUUCAAAAUUAUCUGGAGUUUUAGACAAACUUGCAAAACUGUGCUUUUAUUAAGUGACUUUUUGAAUAAACUCUUUGGUAUUCUGGAGCAAAUGUAUUUAUUUAUUGGUUUGUGCAACGACAAAGUUGGUAUUUUCCCAUGUUGACAUUAUGUAUGUUGUAGAACUUAGUGUUUGUCUAAGUACAGAACGUAUAGCAACGAAUUAAACUUGAAUUGUUUCAACACUGCUGUGUGCUUUUUUAAUCCCCACCCUGCCACAUAAAAUGGAAAAAAGUUCCCUGGAAUGUUAUUCCUAUGUCUCUCACUCCUUCAGUCCCGACUCGCCGAGGUGGAUAGGAGGGUGGUGGUAACAAGGGGGUGACUGCAGGGAUCUCAUGGCAGGUGAGUCAAAACUGCUCUUGACCACGCCCUUCCAGUUUCAGCGGGGUCAGGACUUGCAGGCUGGGAAGGACCAGAAGAACAGAGAGACUGAGGUAAGAUUUACUGCCGUACUCCUAUGCUGUGCCCACUGGAAGACUGCGCUGUCGUUCCCAAGAACGCGUCUGUGGGCCUGGCAUUUGAGAACAAAACAAGCCAUAGAGCCGGGAAAGGUAGGAAAAGCCCAGGUGGCAGAAAGGAGAUCCAGCCACUUGGUCCCACCGGCCCUCCACAAGCCUCACCUGUAUAAACAGUGUGGCCAUGUGUGGGAAUUUUCUUUUCAGCUUGUGGCAGAUCUGAAGCCAAGAGCAAAGGCUACAGUAGUGACCGGGAGCAGACAUAAAAGAUGAAGGAGGAGGUCCAGACUAGUCGC
Molecule: messenger RNA, 6701 nt
Organism: Talpa occidentalis (Iberian mole)
Lineage: Eukaryota; Metazoa; Chordata; Mammalia; Eulipotyphla; Talpidae
Gene: TUB
Product: TUB bipartite transcription factor
Biological process (GO): protein localization to cilium
Cellular component (GO): cilium
Source: RefSeq, a predicted model, not a curated record